Rattus norvegicus (Norway rat) is the source of this 2494-nucleotide messenger RNA. Lineage: Eukaryota; Metazoa; Chordata; Mammalia; Rodentia; Muridae. The record is from RefSeq and is a predicted model, not a curated record.
AACCUUGUGCAACGGUUGCUAGGCAAGCAAUUCUACCAUCUAAGCUACACCCUCCGCUCUCCCUCAGGGAUUUAAACGCCUUUGAGUAACAAGUUCGAGGUAGCGUGGAUGCAGUUUUAACGUACAUAAGCGAGCCAACCCACAAAACCUGCCCUGGGGAUCACGCACGCGGCUCUGGGAGCGAAUCACCAGGACUGGCAGAGGCCCUACUGAGCGAGGGCAGAGUUGCCGAGAGUUGACGACCAGAGGCUGAGCACUUACAGUGGAAACAACCUAGCUCGGUGUAGUCUGAGGUCCCUGCCUACGACGCACCCACCAUGGCGUCUGCUGUCCUUGGGCUGACGCUGCGCUGGGUGAUGUUCCUCAGUGCCGUGCUGCUGUUGCUUCUGCCCGGAGCCUCUGCGCAGGAGCCUCCAGGAGUGGGUUGCUCUGAGUACACAAACAGAUCCUGUGAAGAGUGCCUCAGGAAUGUCUCGUGUCUCUGGUGCAACGAGAACAAAGCGUGCCUGGACUACCCAGUGAGGAAAAUCUUGCCCCCUGCCUCUCUUUGUAAAUUGAGCUCCGCUCGCUGGGGCGUAUGCUGGGUGAACUUUGAGGCCCUGAUCAUCACCAUGUCGGUGCUUGGGGGCUCUGUGCUCCUGGGCAUCACCGUGUGCUGCUGCUGCUGCUGCCGCCGAAAGAGAAGCCGGAAGCCAGACAAGAGCGAUGAGCGGGCCAUGAGAGAGCAGGAGGAGAGGAGAGUGCGACAGGAGGAGAGGAGAGCAGAGAUGAAGUCAAGACACGAUGAAAUCAGGAAGAAAUAUGGUCUGUUUAAAGAACAGAACCCAUAUGAGAAGUUCUGAGGGAGCUGGCACACAUCUGCGGUGGAUCAGUGCAGCUCCAAAGUUUGCUGGGAGAGCACUCCUCAGCAUAGCCUGUGGAGACCUCGCCACCACAGCCACCCUUGACCUGGGCGAUCCCUCCAGUCUCAGCACUGGCACCGGCCUUGAGAGGACAAUCCUGCUCUUGUUCCCUCUCUGUCUGUCUGUAAUCACCUGAGACCUUAAUCUCCACGAUGUCCUUUUUGGGGGGAGGAAAUGUACUUGGUCCCCACACUCUGCAAGCCGAUUAUGAAGCUAGCAGCCUGAGGCGCUGACUGGCUCCGAGUGGCCUUGCUGGAAGAUUCUCAUUGCAACAGACAAGGGUCGCACUUGCUUUGUUAUGGCAAGAGCUGGCCACCCACCCCCUCCCCUUCCUUCCCAAAGGCUGUGUUUUGUCUGUAGGCCCUCUGCUGUGACAUGCUGUUUUAAUUUCAGUGACCUCUUGGAAGGCACUGUCCCCAAGUUCUAGCCAAUAGCACAAAAGCUUAUAAAGCCACCUGAAGUCUUUAAUCCCUCAGGAGGCAGUCCUACCAAAACCUGUCAUGAGAAGUUCAGGCUUCUUGCUGGCAUUUUUCGUUCCUCUUUACUAGACUGAGAAUCUACCCCCCAUGGGACACCGGGGCUGUGAAUUCGGUUUGAUCCUCAUAUGAGGGUUGAGCGUCUGCCUCAGGCUUCUCAGCUUUGCUGGUGUACAGAGUCCCGGGUCCUCAGAAGGGCUUUUGUGUAGGUCUUGAACAUCUCCCCUCUACAAGUCAGGCGGCUGUUCAGGUGGUUCUGUUUGUAUCGUGGAGGAUGAACAGCCUGGUCACCGGUCAUCCCGCUGUGGUAGCUGAGUGUGUAGGAGGUUAGGAGGACCCCAUACCGUACUGCCUACCAGGAAGCUGCCUGAGCUGACAUAUACACCCACCUCACUUCUCGCCCUGCCUCCAGCCAUCCCUCAGAUAGCUGUGUCUGACACAUCAGCAUGGGCCCUUGGAAGGAAGGUUGUCAGGGGACACUCAGGUCCCCGUGAUUCCGUCCACACUGAACAGUUCUCUGAAAUCCAGAUGUGUCCCUAGUAAGCAGAUGACCACCCUAUGUCAAGGUAAGGAGGGAAGAUACUGCCCCUAGGAAAGCAGCGGGAAAGCAGCCACCAGCAGAUGAGGUGGUCUCACUGUAGGCUCCCCUCAUGCCUGAGGCCUCACCUAGCAGCUCAGUAGCCUUCCAACUGUCAGUCUGUCCAGGGAUUAACAUUUCUCUCUUCUGAUUUCCACAAACUAAGGGAGUCUUACAUUUCCGCCUUGUUAGGCAUUUGAUGGAAUUGAAAGCAUUGUCAAACACUUCCUAAGUAUUGUAACAGCCGUUGAGAGUUAUCUUUCAUCUGUUGAAAGGGAACCCUCGUCACAGGCCUUGAUGAACUUGGUAUUAAUAUGUAGCACCAUACAUUGUAUCAGUUAGGUUGCUGAGCUGGUGUUAGAGUAACCAACUGCUAAAAUCGGAGUAUUUAAUUCUCCAGCCUAGAGAUGUUGGUAGAGAUGCUCGCAGGAGCUGUCUGUGCCUGCCUCUGAGCAGCAGGGAGAGCAGCCACAGAACCAAGCCCAUCACACCCAGUGCCUUAGUUUUUAACCACUAUCCAAUAAAAUGGUUGAAUAUGC